GCAAUUGGUGAGGCCCGGUUAAACAUAAGUGUCCAGUGUAAUGUAGUUUCUAUUUGGCAUUUGUGGUGUUGUUUUACUGCUCUCAUAUAUUGGUGGAAUAUACUGUGCUUUUCUUACGCCUCAUUGUCAUGACAUCAACACGUCUGAUUCCUGUUACUAUCCAUAUUCAGGGACAAUGGACCAUCUCGAAGUGGCAAGGCCGAUUUGCAACUUCUCGGCGAUCUUUGUUUGGGGUGUCUGAUUCAAUAUGUUGCAGGCCUGUGCAGUAAAAUAACUUGUCAUUUGGAAAACACUCUCAGCGCCUAUGACACGCGCAGAAAACGUCAGUUCGCUAGUCGCUCUCAUUGUAGGCGAAAUCUCUCCUACCUCUUCCUUGUUCUUUUUCCCUAUUUGGAGGGUUGAUCACAUCGUUUUUGACGACCCUUUUAAAGGGGGGGGUGGGCCAAAAGAGACCAAGGAAGCAGGUUGACCUAGCUAGCUUCAUCGUCCGACAUACUUCCCUCAGCCUGCGUGGACCACUCUGGAGAAGGCGCUGCUUGAUGCACACAGCCUGCGCGUUGUAGCGGCCGCUGUGAAGAAUCGACGUAGUUCGAGCACAAAAAUCCCUUGGAAAUCUCGAGAACCAGGUGAAUCCGUUGUUCCGAGGCAGCUUGUUUGAAAGCCUGGUAGUUCGUAGUGAAACAGGAUAUCCCUUACCUUCCUUUUUUCUGGUCGCUAUGGGUGGUUCAUACAGCGCCGCUCACGGGCAGACUGUUUGACUUUCAGAGACGUCGAUUGCUUGCAGAGUUUUUAGAGGACCGAAAUUCAGCUUCUUGAAAGCUCAUUGCGACGGCUCAGAAUCACCACAUCGGAUGUUGGUUUCGUUGAUUCGCGUGCGACAAGCAAAGGCCAUGAAGCAUCUGCAAACAUUCACUAUUCGCAUUUGGGGAGCUGCGAGUCUUUUAGCAUUCGGGCGACUAUGAUUAUGGAUGUCCAUUCACAUCUCUAAGCUUGCUUGUUUCUUGGCACCUUGCAUGUUCGUAUUGCCUUGCCUGUACACCCGAAAAGAUUCCACCUACCCAUCUUCCUUAAGGUGAACAACCAGCAGGCAGGGCAUCAUUGUGAGUUUUGUUGAAGAAGCAGUCUCCUUUUCAGCAGGACUCUUUUUUAGCUGUGAUACCGGCUCGUUACCUCUGUGGCACCACCUCCUCUACAAGCGACAACAAAGAAACAGACAUCGUUGUUCGCUCGGGUGCUCGUGGACAUGGAUAUCCAACUGACCGCAAACUCACCGUCAAACAAGCGAUGGCCAGGUCGUGAUUUUGGUCCCCAUGCCCCGCCCAAGCAUUGGAUGCAGUGUAUCCGAGAAUGGACAGUGGACCAUGAAGAUCUGCUCGAAUUGGAUGAAUAUCAACUUGCCAGCAUGAACGAGUUUGACCGCCAGCUGCGGUCCACUGGUCAACUACCUUUUUUACCAGAGGAACCGGGUGCUGUUGCAGACCAGCGGAGACCUCUGAGUCCUCGAAGCAGACCUGAAGGGAGCAACUCCUUUUUUUGCUUGUCUCCGCUCAAAACACUCCGUAUUCUUUCUGAAAAGCGCCGCAGGGAACAGGCGCCUCAACUCUUACUAGAGCAGGUACCUCAUUACCUGCCGGCAUGGGUUUCUACAGAGUCUCAGUGGCCCCCUGUGGAAAAAGAAACUACAGGCGAACUUCCAGAAGAACAGGGAAACCGGCCUGUUAAUUCACCUGCUUGGCAGCUCUUCAGUGGGAACACUUCCAUCGACAAUUUGUUUCAGGUGUGUACGGGGGCGUCGUCAGGUAAUAAUUCUUGCUUGGCUCCGGUAUUUGAGAAUUCUGUCGUGGCAUCUGACAUUGCAGGUGUUAACAGCCACCCUCGCAAAGAAGAUUCACAUGACCUUCCUCCAAGAAACGAACAAGCCCAUGGUGUUUGCGAGCGUCUCCCCACAGUUUUGGGGAACGAGUGUGUCCGGACACCAUCAGAAAGCCCUACACCUUGUGGGUGGCCGCCUUACAUUGCUGAGCUUACGGCACCGGGCCCGUGGAAGAGAAGUGUAGAAAGCGUUAGCGAUCACCAGCCGAUCGAGCCCAAGACCACAGAGGAAGAAAACGGAGGACACUGGGAGAGGAAUGGGGAAACAGCUUUCUCGACCAGGGGUACAUGUGACUUCUACGGUGCGCCAAACGGUGAUUCGCAGGGCCUCUGGCUUGUGGAAGGCAGAGACAACCACCCGAAUAAGUUGCCAAGCCAAACUGAAGCGGUGUUCUUGCCUCUUCGUAUACGGGGGGACACAAGGUACGGGGGCAUGGUUCACGGCGAAGUCAGGCAAGAACCCGAAAGCCAAAACAUAGACAGACCCUUUUUCCCGCGGAACGCGAUGUCUGUGCAAAACGUUCCUCAGUGGCAAACUUCUGGGGGACGAAGUCGAGGGAUGCAGGGGGAACAGAUGCAACAGAUGUAUGGGCCAAAUACGAAUCGAGACUGGAAACCUGGUGAGAGAAUGGAUUGGAAUGUAUCGCCUUCUUCAGAGUCACAGCCCAUCCUGAGACCCCCUCUGUACUCUCGUCUAUCCUCCUACGGAUGCGCAGAAUCAUCUGCUCUUCCUGGAGGGGCUCAGAGGUACGAAGAAGAAUACCCAUCCUUUGUACCCCCUCAGAGCUUUCCCCCACUUCUGUCAAACGCCGGCUCGGGCAACCCACGGGGAGCCGUUGGAGCCAGUCGGCCUGUGAAAAGUUGGGCUAUUAUGUUUCCACAUCGUCCGGCCCCCUACGAGGAGACACACCGAUUGGCACCUCGCGAGGCGUUAGACACACAGCAGCCAGGCGCUGAUCAGCAACAGCAAAUGGUGUUGAGCCCGGUGGAGGAGUGCAGCCACCCUCUGAAUGAAGGCGAGUGGGAAAACAUCCAACGUUACCAGCAGAACAAAACAGGUUCGAGUGGUGAAGGGUUCUGCCUCAAAGACGAGUACCCUGGUUACACGGCGUUCGCCACAGGCCCAUCAGUGAGAGGUGUUCCUGAAGGCCAGCACGUGUGGAUGCCAAAGCAAAGGAUGGAAGAUGCAUGGAAGAGAGAAGAGCGCAGAGACGGCGUGCGAUAUGAACAAGAAAGAGUUACCGUAGCUGAAAGGGGCAAUAUAACAGUUCGAGCAAGCGAGACGAUCACUGAAGCUUUUGCCACGCUUCUAAACGCUGAGCGGGGCGCUGCAGCUGCGAGCCGGAAGAAAGAGCAACAAGAAGAAAGAGUGGAACACUGGUGUGAACAGCAGCCUCUCCGUGCUCCAAAUCGUGGGUCGUCGGUAAACAUGGUGGGUGUGGGGAAGACUGGGAGGAGGAGAAGAGGGAAGAAGUUUUGAGGAAACAGAGAACAAGUGAGGGAACUGUUGCUCGAUGGGCAUGUGCGUACGAGCGUGGUCAAACAGUACGAGCGUGGUCAAACAGACGUUCCAAACCAUUCCCGGUCACUGAGAAGAGAGGCGCCAUUGUGCCAACGGAGUUAGUAAACCACCCUUUAGUUUCGUACCACUCGUACACCGCGUAUGACGUGAAAAACGAGCGACAAAGGAGGUGAGCCUGUUGCUUGUUUUAAUCGUACGAGGGUAAGGAGGGACUGACUAGGAGGCGGCCGUCACAUCGCUGGACCUCUGCGCUCUGCUGUUUGUGGAAUCUUCCUCGUUUGUGUUUGUUUUGUUUUCUGCAUUUGACCGUUUCUGAGGGGCAUACGGCGAAUGUUGCACUCAUCACACGUUUCCGAAAGGGGCUGAUAUUCUCUAACCACGUGCCACUCACACUGGCGUUUGUCGAAAAUGCCGUUAAUGGUUCUGCGUAUGACAUAGUGAUUGGUCUGUGUCGCUGCUGAAUAAACCAGCAAGUUCCGGUGUUCCAUAAAUGCCUUUCGGGUGGUGGGUGCGUGUGACCCUUGCCACUGUCUCGCCUACAAGCGAGCGAAAGAAUAUAAAGCCUCUACACCGAAGGUCGCUUUUGUUGAACAACUAAGCAUUCAGAUUCGCGUGGAAUAGCCAGGGAAACUGUGCCCCGAGAACAGCGUUUGAGUAUCUGCGUGGAUCGGUUUCUGGCGUGUCACUUUAUGCACAAAAGUUGGUGUAUUGCUCCGUGGAGGGAUCACCAGUUAUAUUGCUUUCUCUGCUUGGUAUUUCGGUGUUAACUAGUGCGCAGUCUGGGGAAACCUGCAAUCUCAGCUUCGCUAUCUGAAAACGCCCGCAAAUUUGUCCGGGUUUCCACUUGGCUCCUGCUGCCUGAACAGAAGUUCCGACCGCGGCCGCUAACAGAAACACGGAUCCGGCGUUCGCCUUAUCACCACCUCGAAAAGAAACUCUUUAAACCUUGCCUGCUCAUUGUGAAGUCUAUUUG
Toxoplasma gondii ME49 is the source of this 4367-nucleotide messenger RNA. RefSeq lists its product as hypothetical. Lineage: Eukaryota; Apicomplexa; Conoidasida; Eucoccidiorida; Sarcocystidae. The record is from RefSeq and is a predicted model, not a curated record. The transcript has a single exon. The coding region runs from base 1244 to 3352 and encodes 702 amino acids.